GCUUCAGGAUCAAGCACAUUCAGGCUCUUUAUAAUGAGUUCAAUUACACAGUUAUGAAAACUAAAAGAACCACGAAAGCUAACAACCGAAAAACAAACCAACCUUUUUUGCUCACACCUGGAUUCCUCAUAUUUCUUGGCGCUUUCAAAAUUCAU
Racocetra persica is the source of this 155-nucleotide messenger RNA. Lineage: Eukaryota; Fungi; Glomeromycota; Glomeromycetes; Diversisporales; Gigasporaceae. The record is from the annotation of a GenBank genome assembly.